UUUUAAUCGGUAAUCUAGGAAUGAUUACGUUAGGGAUUCUUUAAGCCAUUGAUGCGGUGAUGUUCGUUGGAUCUGUAAUCGACGGAACGAUGAAGAUCUCCAAAUCUUUGUCCUAAAUUCGUGUCCUCAUCUUCUUUAGCCUCUAAUGCAUUGAUGGAUUGUCUUGGUUGUAGGUAUGUAAAAUGGUGGAUUUGAUCAGAUUUGAAUAGGUGGCGGCUUAUUGAAACCUAGGGCUCGCUUUUCAAUUUCUUCCUCUCAUAUCUGGGCUCUUUGGAUUGUUGAAGGGCCCUUCUUUUUUCACUUUGAGAGGAAUUAGCAGAACGGAGGGAAAUGAAAGAUGUGAUAGGGAGUCCAGGAACUGUCAGUGGUCUAUUGCUGAGGAUAGGGCAGUUUUCAUUUGCCGCAGCUUCGAUUGGAGUUAUGGUGUCUGCUACUGGCUUCUCUACCUUCACUGCUUUCUGCUAUUUAAUUGCCUCAAUGGGGCUUCAAUUGCUGUGGAGCUUAGGACUCGCCUGUCUUGAUGUUUAUGCUUUGAGGAGAAAGAGAGACCUUCAAAAUCCUGUUCUAGUGAGCCUGUUUGUUGUGGGAGAUUGGGUAAUGGUUACAUCUAUGUUAUCACUUGCAGCUGCAUGCUCUUCCGCUGGAGUUGCAGUCCUGUAUGCAAAAGACUUGCAUGUUUGCAGGCAGCAUAUGCAUCUGCCUUGUAGUAGGUUUGAGAUUUCCAUAUUUUUGGCUUUCACCACAUGGGUUCUUGUCGCAGUAUCUUCUCACGUGAUGUUCUGGAUCUUAGCCUCAGUAUAGACGACUCAACGUUUCCUCUGAUCAAUACGCCAAUUAUACUUGUAUCUUUUGUGUUACAUGGUUUUUUUUUAAUGUUUAUCUUUCCUACCUUUUGUAGCUUAUUUUCAAACAGUUCUCUUGUUAAUCUAGAGGCACGAGUUCAAUUCUUGAAAACAGUCUCUCUUCAUAUUAUGUGAGGAAAAGUUCUGCAUA
Messenger RNA from Tripterygium wilfordii, 993 nucleotides. Its product is annotated as CASP-like protein 5B2. The coding region runs from base 331 to 801 and encodes 156 amino acids. The record is from RefSeq and is a predicted model, not a curated record. The transcript is spliced from 3 exons. Gene Ontology annotation, cellular component: membrane. NCBI's taxonomy places the organism in Eukaryota, Viridiplantae, Streptophyta, Magnoliopsida, Celastrales, Celastraceae.